CCGCUAUUGGGUUACACGGCAAAAGCUACUGAUUGCUGAUAAUAGUAUCCAGAGAAAUGGCUGAAGCUUCUGCGCCCCGGCGCACGCCGGUAACAAUGCUUAGCGGCUUUCUAGGCGCAGGCAAAACCACGCUGCUGCGUUAUGUGCUGGAGAACACGACGGAGAAGAUCGCAUGCAUCGUUAACGACGUCGCGGCGAUUAACGUCGAUGCAAAGCUGGUUCGCAACGAUAAGAAUCGUGGUGGAACUAACACGACUGCUGAUCUGACCGACACGAUCGAGCUCGCCAACGGAUGUGCAUGCUGCAACAUCCAGGACGAGCUGUUCGCGUCCUUCGAGCAGGUGCUGGCGCUGGCUGACAAGCGGGGAGAGCCGUACACCAGGAUCGUGUUGGAGAACAGCGGGGUGGCUGAGCCGCAGAACAUCCGCGACAAGUUCAAUGAGGCGGCGGCGGAGGGCCAUCCCCUGCUAGAGCGAGUGGAGCUGGACACCAUGGUGACGCUGGUGGACUGCGGCUCCUUUCUGAAGGACUGGGCCACCCGCGCCUGCCUGGCUCAGCGCCCCGACCUGGGCGAGGGCGGAGGACUGCGGCCCGUGGUGGAUCUGCUGGUGGAGCAGAUCGAGUGUGCCGACUUUGUGAUCCUGAACAAGACGGACAUGUUGGGUGAGGCGCAGCGCGAGGAGCUGGCGGCCAUCGUGGCGUCGCUGAACCCGCUGGCCACUGUCAUUCCAUGCACGCAGGGCAAGAUCCCCAUCGAGCGGGUGUUUGGGUCGCAGGUUCGCAGUGUGGUGGCUCACCUGAACAUCGAGGGACAGCACCGGGGGGCGGUGGCGGCGGCGAAAAGCAGGAGGGCGCAAGAGGAGGCAGAUGCAGAGGCGGCUAAGAAGAAGGAGGAGGAGGAGCACCACCAUCACCACCACCAUCACCACCACGACCACGAUCACAAGCACGACCACCACCACCACCACGAGCAUGGCAAGGAGGAGGAGGGCUGCCAGGCCUGCAAGCACGAGCACGGAGAGCACGGUGAGCACAAGCACCACCACCACCACCACCACCAUGAGGAGCACAGCCAUGCGGACCACGACAAGCAUGCGGACUGCAAGGCGUGUCAGGAGGAGGAGGCGGGUCACGUGCACAGCCAUGCAGACCAUGACAAGCACGAUGACUGCAAGGCCUGUGCGAUGGAGGCGGAGGGCGCAGGUCACAAGCACCACCACCACCACCACCACCACAAGCACGAGCGCGGGGAGACGCGGGCGGCGCAGCGGUUCGGCAUCAGGAACUUCGUGUACUCGCGUCGCCGGCCCUUCCACCCGCAGAGGCUGAAGGAGAUGGUCCUCAAAUGGCUGCCCGUGACGGUCAACGCGGCCAUCGACGGGGAGGCGCCCGAGAUGGGGGACAGCCCAAUCAAGACAGUCAUGCGCAGCAAGGGCUUCAUGUGGCUGUCGUCCUCUCACGCCACCGCCUACUACUGGUCGCAUGCGGGGCAGCACUUCGAGAUCCGCGACGAGGGCGACUGGUGGGCCGCAGUGCCGCCCGAGGACUGGCCGCAGGACGCGGCGCAGCGGGAGAUAAUUCUGAACGACUUCGAUGCCAGCACCAACCUGGGGGACAGGCGGCAGGAGAUCGUGUUCAUUGGAGUUAACAUGGAUGAGGCCAAGAUCAGCGCCCAGCUGGACGGGGCGCUGCUGAGUGAGGAGGAGAUGGGGCGCUACCUGGAGAGGUGGGGAGCCACACCCGACCCAACCAACCCUGAGGUGGAGGCCCGGCGGGCGGCCAAGGGCACCAGCACGGCCGCAGCGGUGGAGGCGCCGGCAGUGGCGGCACCGUAGGCCCUCUCCCCUGUUGCCGCCUCUCUGCCCGGCUGCAGCUGUGGUUGCCUGGUUGCCGACCACGCGAACGGCUGCUAUGAGGGUCGUGGUGGGGUGCGGUGGCGGCUGGCCGCAUACGUCGGUGGUGCAGGCUAGGUACAUUUGCUGUUCGCUGUCGCUGUGCCUGGAGUUUGCCUUUUGGAUGCGGAUGUGGGUGAGUGGUGGAAGGAGGGUUUGGAGCGGGGCUGGCUUCUUUGGUACCUGGUCGGGAAGGCAGGCCGGAAUAUGUGGGUGUGGUUUGUGUGGGUUGGCG
Messenger RNA from Astrephomene gubernaculifera, 2127 nucleotides. The record is from the annotation of a GenBank genome assembly. Lineage: Eukaryota; Viridiplantae; Chlorophyta; Chlorophyceae; Chlamydomonadales; Astrephomenaceae.